GUCUACGCUUUGGCAAAAGCGUCGUAUAUGACGCCUUGGGAUGAGAACGGGCUGAAGAUUUUGUUACAAAUCACACUCAGACAUCCGUACCAACACACCCACACAAUUAUCGUUGCACAAUUCAUCCAGUUGCCUUUAUAAUAUACCGAAGCAGAAAACCAGAAUAAAGCAAGUAUUUGCUUUAUAGGCCAAACAUGAAAAAUGGCACCAUCUCAUAAAAAAAUAGUAAAAAUUAACAAAGACUGCAUCAUUUUAAAUGGCCCUGGGAUUAAAAAUUACAGUUUUAAUGGGUUUCAAUUGGGACAUUUUUGUCCAAAAGGCACUGAGAUGCACAAUAGUUUUUUUAAUGGAAAUGGUGGUGAGAUAGUAAAGUUCCAAUAAAAAUACACACCUGUGCCUAAUUUUAGGCAGUUAUCAUUAACACAGGCAAAGCCGAAAAGGCGAAACUUUUUUUUUGCAACACCCUAAAUUUCUUAACAGGUUUCAAAGAAACACGUCUCCCCUUUCUCCGCAUUGAAAGGAUGCUCAGCAUGUUUUAAUUAGACCUGAUGAGAGGCUCGUGUGGUGUGUGUGGUGACAAACCUGCUGUGAGAAUCAUUUGCUGCUUUCUAGCUCAAAUUUAACAAUGGGUAACAAGACACCAUCAAGACGCAAUCUUAAAAACAUAAACACAACAACAAUAUUCAAACAGGAACAGCCUCAAAAUUGGUGUUGCUGUUGUAAAAAACAAGUGUCAUACAGAAUUCCAGCCCUUGUGUAUCUCAAUAACGAUCAAACCUUCCUGGCUUUUGCUGAAAAGAGAAAAACAUUAAGUGACACAAGUGCAGAAGUGCUUGUGAUGAGAAGAGGAACAUGGAAUAAUGGCAAGAAGAUUAAAGAAGUUGAGUGGGUCAGUGGUCAUCAGUUGCUCACUUCAGCUUGUCUACCAAACCACCGCAGCAUGAAUCCAUGUCCGGUCUAUGAGAGAGAUUCCAAGACCCUUUUCCUGUUUUUUGUGUGUAUUCCCAAAGGGGUCUCUGAAUACGAACAAAUUCGGACAGAUAAGAGCCAAGGACGGCUCUGUUAUGUAACCAGUAAGGAUGCUGGCAAAACCUGGAGUCAAACUACAGACUUGACAGCAGAUGUGAUUGGUGAGCAGGUGCAGGGCUGGGCCCCCUUUGCUGUUGGACCAGGACAUGGUGUUCAAAUGAAGAGUGGGAGACUGAUUAUCCCGGCCUAUGCGUAUCGAUACACUGGCAAACCUGAUUGCACAUCAUGUUGCUGCUUAUCAUUUUGCUGUUUCACAUCUUAUGCUUUAGCGUUCUACAGCGAUGAUAAAGGAACCACAUGGAAAGCAGGAAACCAAAUGUCUGUUGAGUCAUGUGAGUGUCAGAUGGCUGAGAUCAUAGAUGAAAAAGGUACCAGUACUCUGUACUGCAAUGCCAGAACCCGCCUUGGCUACAGAACGGAGGCACUAAGCUACAACUCUGGAGAGGAUUUUGACAAAGUUUUAACCUCACAUAAACUAAUAGAGACUGGAAAAGGUUGCCAAGGCAGUGUGUUGAGUUUUCUUGAUCAGAGUAGUCCUGCAAAGACAUUGCUGCUCUACUCCCAUCCAUCCGAUCCAAAAAAGAGAGUGGAUCUUGGUCUCUACUUGAAUAACUCUCCAUUGGAUUCCUCUGGGUGGCCGGAUGAACCUUUACUUAUAUUGCAUAAUGGUCCCAGUGCAUAUUCAGAUCUGGUUGAGUAUGAGCCUGGACGCUUUGCUUGUCUCAUGGAAUGUGGAAAGGAACAUGAGAAUGAAGAAAUAGCCUUUUUGCUGUUCGAACUCCCUGAGAAAAAACUGUGAACAUGUACAUUUACUAUUAAAGGGUCAGGAAACCCAAACCAAUGAGAUUUUAACAGAUGUAUGUGUGUUGAACACCAUUGAAGACAAUGUUAGCAUCUGUUAGAUUUAAUAAUAGGGUUAAAAUAGUUAAAUAU
Molecule: messenger RNA, 1962 nt
Organism: Pimephales promelas (fathead minnow)
Lineage: Eukaryota; Metazoa; Chordata; Actinopteri; Cypriniformes; Leuciscidae
Source: RefSeq, a predicted model, not a curated record